AUGAAACUCACCGCAGUCGUUCCCUACCUCAUCUACGCCUCCAUCGCCGCCUUCUUCCCCUCUGUCCAUGCCGACAAGAUCCUCCAGUCGUCCUCGCUCAACAGCUGCCUCAAGGACUCCGACUUCUCUGCCAGCCUGUUCAACAUCGUCGUCUCGGCCAACAAUGGCUCCGUCACGGCCAACGUCGCCGCCGUCGUCUCGGUCGAGGGCAAGGCCGUCUUCGACGUCGCCCUCCGCGUCUACGGCUACGAGUACAUCCGCAAGACCAUCGACCCGUGCACCGCCAACCUCCAGGGCCUCUGCCCCAUGAAGCCCGGCAAGAUCGAUAUGGAGUUCUCCUUUGAGCUCGGCGACGCCCUCGACGCCGUCCCCGACAUCGCCUACACCAUCCCCGACCUCGACGCCACCAUCCGCGCCCUCGUCAACCUCACCGACACGGGCGAGACCGUCGCCUGCGUCGAGGCCGACUUCUCCAACGGCAAGACGGUCAACCUCAACGGCGUCAAGUGGGCCACGGCCGUCAUCGCCGGCCUCGGCCUCGGUUCCGCCGGUAUCAUCUCCGCCAUGGGCCACUCCGACGCCGCCGCCCACCUCGCUGCCAACGCCCUCUCCCUGUUCGGCUACUUCCAGGCCCAGGCCUUCCUCGGCCUCAGCGGCGUCGACAUGCCCCCCAUCGUCCAGGGCUGGACCCAGAACUUCCAGUGGUCCAUGGGCAUCGUCCGCCUCGGCUGGAUGCAGACCCUGUGCACCUGGUACCAACGCUCCACCGGCGGCGAGGCCGCCCGCCUGCUCGACGAGGUCCGCUCCGUCUCCGUCCAGGUCUCCAAGACCAAGCGCUCCCUCGACGUCGUCGAGGCUGUGCGCCCCGCCGCCGCCGCCGCCGUCGCCCGCGGCGGCCCCGUCCGUCGUGGCCUCGCGGCCCUCGCCCGCCGCGCCAACAUCAAGCUCGAGAACGGCUCCUUCCUCGUCUUCGGCAUCCAGCGCGUCGCCUUCAAGUCCCGCAUCGAGACCACCAACCUCUUCCUCACCGGCCUCAUCGUCUACUGCGCCUUCGUGCUCUUCACCGUCCUCGGCGUCGCCGCCUUCCGCUACGGCACCGAGAUCGCCGCCAAGAACAACUGGACCAAGCGCGACCGCUUCGCCGAGUUCCGCCGCGACUGGAAGACGACGCUCAAGGGCAUCCUCUUCCGCCUCUGCCUCAUCGGCUUCCCCCAGAUCGCCGUCCUGUGCCUGUGGGAGUUCGUCCAGGCCGACUCGCCCGCCCUCGUCGUCCUCGCCGUCGUCUUCUUCUUCGGCACCAUCUCCACGCUCUUCUGGGCCUCCUUCAAAGUCAUCCGCAUCGCCAAGCAGUCCAUCCUCACCCACCAGAACCCCGCCCACGUCCUGUUCUCCAACCCCGCCAUCAUCAACAAGUGGGGCUUCCUCUACGUCCAGUACCGCGCCUCCGCCUACUACUUCAUCAUCCCCUUCAUCGGCUACAUCUUCAUCAAGGCCGCCGUCGUCGCCUUCGGCCAGGGCUCCGGCCUCGGCCAGGCCAUUGCCCUCAUGCUCACCGAGGCCGCCGCCCUCAUCGGCGUCAGCGUCCUCAAGCCCUACAUGGACAAGCCCACCAACUCGUUCAACAUCUCCAUCUUCGCCAUCAACUUCAUCAACUCCGUCUUUCUCCUCAUCUUCACAAACAUCUUCAACGCCCCCGGCAUCGUCGUCGGCGCCGUCGGCGUCGUCCUGUUCGUCGUCAACGCCUCCUUCGCCCUCGUCCUCCUCCUCAUGGUCAUGGUCUCGAGCAUCCUCGUCUUCUGGCGCGUCAAGGGCCAGCCCACCACGCAGCCCUCCCAGCUCAACGACCCGGCCGUCACCGGCAAGGGCGACCGCACCGAGAACAAGGGCCUCCUCGACCUCGAAGAGGACGACGCCACCAGCAGCCGCAGGGAGUCGCUGCGCUACGGCGAGAAGGCCAUGGAGAGCGGCAUGGCCCAGGGCGCGCCUUACAAGCCGCCCGUCGCCGGCGGCGGGGACAACCACGAGCUCUCGGUGCUCCCGUCCGCCGGCGCCAGGCCCACCGUCAGCCCGUCCGUGCCAAUGUUCCCCGCCGACCCGUCCAUGCGGCCCCGCACUCCCGUCACCGUCACACCGCACACCCAGCCGACAAGUCCCUUCGCCAACCAGAUUGGACAAAAUAUGCACGAGUUCCGGUUACAAAACAAUAACAGUCCAUGGCAACGCGGAGCUGGAUAUGAUGACCAUUAA
This is a messenger RNA of Colletotrichum graminicola M1.001, 2247 nucleotides long. Its product is annotated as transient receptor potential ion channel. Bases 1 to 2247 code for a protein of 748 amino acids. Gene Ontology annotation, biological process: fungal-type cell wall biogenesis; transmembrane transport. The record is from RefSeq and is a predicted model, not a curated record. Lineage: Eukaryota; Fungi; Ascomycota; Sordariomycetes; Glomerellales; Glomerellaceae. The transcript has 2 exons.